Molecule: messenger RNA, 462 nt
Organism: Microtus ochrogaster (prairie vole)
Lineage: Eukaryota; Metazoa; Chordata; Mammalia; Rodentia; Cricetidae
Gene: Lsmem2
Product: leucine rich single-pass membrane protein 2
Source: RefSeq, a predicted model, not a curated record
AUCAACGCCAUGCCUGAGGAGACCCAAGAAGACACUGUGUUGCCAAUGCAGAACCAGAGGAGCAGGGGAACACUGGCUCCUAACCACGUGCAGGAGGUACGUCUGCACAGAGUGGAGUCCAUCAGCGACCUACACAGUGGAGGUUCACUCCAGCCCUAUCUGGCUGAAGAGACACAGACGUGGGAAGAGCUUCUGGGUGUCUUGCCGUCAUCAAUGUGUACCCAAGCUGAUUGCAGCCCCAUGUGUGGCCGUGGGGGGUUCCUACUGCUAUUGGCACUGCUAGUAUUCACCUGCCUGGCAUUAGCCAUCCUGGCUGUCUACCUAAGUGUGUUGCAGAGCGAAUCCCUGAGGGUCUUGGCACACACACUGCGCACACAAGAGGAGACGCUGCUCAAAUUGCGCCUGGCUAGCCUCAGUCAGCUAAGGAGGCUCAACUCCAGCGAAGCUCGGGCACCCAGCUGA